AUGAAAAGUAGCAGUACUACAACAAUUGAACGGGAUUAUAUGAUGAAGUAUAGAAAUUCGGGAGAUGGUAAUAAUAGUUCGCAGCUUCUUACGAGCGCGAAAACAAUAGGGCAGUUAAAACUGGAUUCUGAAACAAAUGCGAUGAUUAAACUUCGUUACAAGGAUAUUUCAAAAUAUGUCAUUUGGCCAGACUGUACAUUACCUGAAGAAUAUAAUCAGAGUUGUUUGACUUUGACUUCCAAUUUUGCCAAGGAGACUACCAUUCGGUACAGUCAUGCGGGUAAUCAUCAAGCAUCACUUUUAGGAUUGAGAAAUAGUGAAGCGAUGGAUAAGCGUUUUACUGUUAUACCAUUUGGUUCUCCAAAAACAUUUCCAAGAACAAAGCAUCACAAAUCGCAGCCGUACUGCAUCUUAUAUCCAGCUCGAAAUUCGCGAUCAAAUAACUUGGCAACAGUUGAAGAAGAGCAGCAACCUAAACGAGCACUAUCUCUAGAUCAUAACUCUACAAAAGUGAAUGAAACGGUAGUAGAUAUUGAAGACGAUCGAACACCGAUACCGAAGCGAGUAAUUAAUUCAGUAAGGCGUUCAGAAUCUAGUGAUGAUGAUGAACCAAUUGUAAGUUUGACAUCACCAGUAACGAAUGAUGAAUCUGGUUUCAUCGAUGUUGAUUAUAUUUGUGAAGACGAAGAAGAAUCUGAUGUUCAAAUUUGGAGAUUUUAA
Molecule: messenger RNA, 720 nt
Organism: Thelazia callipaeda (thelaziosis nematode)
Lineage: Eukaryota; Metazoa; Nematoda; Chromadorea; Rhabditida; Thelaziidae
Source: the annotation of a GenBank genome assembly